Messenger RNA from Aphanomyces invadans, 2374 nucleotides. RefSeq lists its product as hypothetical. Lineage: Eukaryota; Oomycota; Saprolegniomycetes; Saprolegniales; Verrucalvaceae. Bases 75 to 2006 code for a protein of 643 amino acids. The transcript has 7 exons. Gene Ontology annotation, biological process: retrograde transport, endosome to Golgi. The record is from RefSeq and is a predicted model, not a curated record. Gene Ontology annotation, molecular function: phosphatidylinositol binding.
AUUCAAACCAAAAACGGCUCAUUUGGACGCUUCUGGCAAUCUUUCCUGUUACUUGGGCCAAGGUGGCAGCGGCGAUGAACGCCAGCGAAGAAGAGUGGCGCGAGAUGCUGUACAACAGCGUCGAGUGUGAACUGUGCAACGAGCCGUACGCAGAAGCUGAGGACCACACUCCCAGACUACUCAAUUGCGGGCACACUUUCUGCCAUUCUUGCCUCAGUGACUGGGCUAGCAGUGGCAGCAGUAGCAGCUCCGCCCAGAAUGCCAUCCAAUGUCCGAGUUGUCGGCGUGAAACGGUCAUUGCACCCGAGGGACUUCCCAAGAAUUUUGAAGUUCUUCGCAUCAGAGACGAGCUGGAACAGUGGACGUCCGAACGCCUGGCUGCGUUUCGAGCGCAAAGCGAAAAGGUUAUUGAGGAAAAGGAGAAAGCGGCCCUUGAAGCGGAACGCGCAGCUCAAAUCGCUCAACAAGAGGCUGAAAAGGCCGCCGAGCGAGCGCAAUCGUUGCAGCGGCAGGUUGCAAGCAGCACGAGAGAAAAGCAAGAAGCCAUCUCUGCGUCCGAGAAAGCCCAUGCUCGUGCGAUUCAAGCGGUGGUUCGCGCUGAAGAACUUCAAAACGAAACAGAAGUGCUCAAGCGGCAAGUGGAAUGGGAUGCGAUUCAACUGCAUCAGAUCAAAAAAGACGCAAGCUGCGCUGCGGCCAUCGCCGCUGAUUUGCAAACCAAAGCCGACGCCUUGCAAGCUCAGGUCGACCGGGUCAAGUCGCAGCUUUCGUUGCACUCCGGCAAGCACGAUCCAACUCGAAUGGUCGUGCUGGUGUGUGAGCCCAUCACAGUCGGCUCGUGGCUGCUACCGUACACUCGCUACACAGUCAUCUGUAUCGCAAACGAGGAUGGUCAAAUGGACCCGAUGCGCGCGGCCAAGGAGUGGGUAUGCAAGUCCAACUACCACGUCCCGCAGCUAGCGUCUGUCAAAGUGUACCGUCGAUACAGCGACUUUGUUUGGCUGCACGAAACGCUGUGCGACGCGUUUCCUGGACUAUUUGUCCCGUUUUUGCCGGAAAAACACUUUUUCAACAACAAUUCCGAUUUUGUCUCGGACCGCAUGAGGUCCCUGCAGGCCUUUCUCCGCGAAGUCCUCCGAAGCCCCGACCUUUGUCGCAGCGACGCCACGCGGUCAUUCUUGUUGCUGUCGACGGAAGAACUCGAGAAAUUCAAAGCCACCACGGAGAAGCUCCCGAAUGCCCGAGAUGUUGUCGUAGCCAGGGCGAAAUCCCCCCCAUCGUCAACCCACUCCUCCUCGUGGCUCGCUCCGGCCGCCACCGGUCAGUGGGCUUGGGGCGCCAUGUCGAAGCUGACGUCAAAAUUGGCGACGAAAGCCGGUCUUCAAAGUGUCGACGAAACUCCGGUUGAUAGCGAGCAGGCAUGGAUGAACUUGCGACGGAAGAGCUAUCAGCAAUUGUGUGCGCUGUACCAGGCGGCGGCGGAGAAAGGGGCAAUCGUUCUCAAACUCGAGCGCAAGCAAGCACGCGAUUGGAUUUUCAUGGGCCAAGGCAUGGACCAAGUCGCUCAGUUGGACAAUCGAAAACCUACUAUGUCGGCGGAGAUGAUGACGUUUGGCAUGGCGCUACGAGGGGUUCCGGACGUGACGGAGCAUGCCAUUCAGGAAACGCUUCGCAUGCACGUCCUGCACCUAGGUGCAAUUGAACAAGGAUUUGUCCGCGUGACUGCCAAAGAAGCCCUCGUCGAAGAACUCCAACAAGCCGUCGACCAAGAGGUUGAAGCGAGUGCGAAAGAAUUGAUAUCGGACCAAGUGCGUGACGAAAAGGCGCGUCUGGAACGUCAGCGAACCAGCAUCGCGGACCAGUUGAAACAGUUGGAGCCGCAGCGGUCAUUUUUCGUGGCCAAGAGCUUUGUCAAAAGCUGUGAAGACAUGCUGCAGCUAGCUACAGAAUCGCGGCAGGCGUGGGAAGCGCUGCGUGAUCGCUUGCUCCGUGUGGACUGUGCUUGAUGUAUAUAUUCAUAUUUAUCCAUUUGAUUUCGGUUUGGUAUAUGCGGCAUACGAAGGGGCAACCUUUUGCACGUAUGUCUUCAUGGAUGGCAAAUCGUACGUCACUUGGUGUUUUCCAAAGCAAAGCUCGUGGCGCGGACGACGCUGAGGUUGCGCCUUGCGUAGGCGGCCGCUCUUUGGGAUAGCAUUGGUGGAUGUCGUGGUGGUCGCGGUGGCCAUGGCGACUUCGGUUAUGGCGUCCACGAACGUCUGGACGCCAUGCUCGACGUCUUCCACUAGAAGCGUCAAGUCAUCCACGCGACCUUUCUCGGCAUUGUCCAGCGAGCAGUCGCGACGAUAAAGUACCUUAAUGCACACUUGUUCGCCAA